Messenger RNA from Cicer arietinum (chickpea), 1178 nucleotides. Its product is annotated as glyoxylate/hydroxypyruvate reductase HPR3-like. Gene Ontology annotation, molecular function: NAD binding; hydroxypyruvate reductase [NAD(P)H] activity; glyoxylate reductase (NADPH) activity. Lineage: Eukaryota; Viridiplantae; Streptophyta; Magnoliopsida; Fabales; Fabaceae. Gene Ontology annotation, cellular component: cytosol. The record is from RefSeq and is a predicted model, not a curated record.
AAUGAUUGAAAAAAGAAGAGAGAAUCUAUACUUUUUUUUUAAGAGUAGGCGGAGAAAUGAUUCACUCUCUUAGUAUUCAUAUUAAAAAACACAUAUAUAAAACAAUGAUAUUUGUAAUUAGCAAAGGUCAUCACAAUGGAGAAGGUGAAUGAUUCCCAAAACAACAAACAAACCAAAGACAAUCUUCCAAAUGUUCUUGUAAUUGGUCCUCCAAUAAACAUAACAGUCCUCAAACCAAAACACCCCCAAAAGUACAAUUUAUCAAAACCAUGGAAUGCUUAUAACUCACCACCACUAGACCAUUUCAUGGUUGAAAACAAAUAUGAUCCAACAAUGUUUCAAGCUCUUAUAUGUUGCGCUUAUUCACCCAUCAAUGCUAUUGUUCUUCAAUUUAUCCCUUGUUUGAAGCUUGUUGUCACCUCUAGCACUGGAACUGAUCACAUAGACCUUAGUGUUUGCAAAUGUCGAGGUAUACAAGUUGCUAAUAUAGGAAGCUUGUACUCAGAGGAUGUUGCUGACAUGGCUGUGGCUUUACUCAUUGAUGUGCAAAUCAAAAUUUCAGCAGCAGAUAGAUUUGUUAGAACAACCAUGCGGUUUGAUUUCCCAUAUUGUUCUAACUCCAAGCUAGGGGGAAAGCGAGUUGGGAUUGUUGGAUUAGGAAACGUAGGCAUGCAAGUAGCUAAAAGGUUAGAGGCUUUUGGAUGCAUAAUUUUGUACCUCUCAAGGAAGAAAAAACCCUUUGUUACAUACACUUUCUAUUCAAACAUGCUUGAACUUGCAGCUACAAGUGAUGCAUUAAUUCUAUGUUGUCCACUAAAUGAGCAAACAAGGCACAUGGUUAACAAGGAAGUGAUGUUGGCAUUAGGAAACAAAGGAGUAAUUGUAAAUGUUGCAAGAGGUCCCCUAAUUAAUGAGGAUGAAUUGGUGAAUUGUUUAAUAGAAGGACAAAUUGGUGGUGCUGGUUUGGAUGUGUUUGAGAAUGAGCCUAAUGUUCCUCAACAACUUUUAGCAAUGGACAAUGUGGUUUUGUCACCACAUAAUGCUGCAUUUACUACUGAAACAUACAUGGCUACCACUCAACUUGUGGAACAUAAUCUAGAAGCUUUCUUUUCCAAUAAGCCCUUAAUCACACCAAUUAAAUUAGACUGAAUAUUUUAUUUCGGCUUUUUUUAUGGUAA